This is a messenger RNA of Nicotiana tabacum (common tobacco), 711 nucleotides long. The record is from RefSeq and is a predicted model, not a curated record. Lineage: Eukaryota; Viridiplantae; Streptophyta; Magnoliopsida; Solanales; Solanaceae.
AUGGGGGAAUUAAACUUCUUCCUAGGUCUUCAAGUAAAACAGUCCCCAAAGGGUACUUCCAUUUGUCAGCAAAAAUAUAUCAGGGAACUCUUGAAGUGGUUUGACAUGGAAGUAUCAAAGGUGAUAGACCCUCCCAUUGCGACUGCCACUCGACUGGACAUUGAUGAAUCUGGAUCUCAUAUGAAUCAAACAAUGUAUAGAGGCAUCAUUAGGUCUCUCCUCUAUCUCACUUCCAGUCGACCUGAUAUUGUUUUCAGCGUGAGGCUGUGUGCGAGGUUUCAAUUAAAUCCAAAGGAAUCUCACUUGAAGACUACCAAAAGAAUACUGAGAUAUCUCAAAGGAACGCAGGACCUGGUGCUAUAUUAUCCAUCAGGUGACAGUUUUAAUCUGAUUGGGUAUGUUGAUGCAGACUCUGCAGGUUAUCUUAUGGACAGAAAAAGCACUUCUGAAAUGGCUCACUUCUUAGGAUCAUGUCUUAUCUCUUGGGGUACAAGGAAGCAAAAUUCAGUGGUUCUUUCAACAACUGAAGCUGAAUAUGAAGCUGCAGCAUCCUGUUGUGCUCAGCUUCUGUGGAUCAAGCAGCAACAGGAGGAUUUUGGGGUACCCACUGAGAGUGUUCCCCUUCUAUGUGACAACACUAGUGCACUCAAUAUGGCCAAGAAUCCAGUAAACACGCAUGAUGAGCAUAGAAAGGAUAUAUUCAGUGCAUGA